Messenger RNA from Astrephomene gubernaculifera, 2528 nucleotides. Lineage: Eukaryota; Viridiplantae; Chlorophyta; Chlorophyceae; Chlamydomonadales; Astrephomenaceae. The record is from the annotation of a GenBank genome assembly.
CCUUUGGGAGCCUAUCCAUGGACGAAGCUGUAGUCCAAGUGCAUGUCCCACCGUGUUAAUUCUCUGGAAAGAAAGGACAGCAUGGACAAGCACAAACCGAAAACAUUUUAUGAGCGGGAUAUGGUGAUCCUAGCUAAGUGCAAGUUCGUUUGGGGGCCCUGCGCACGGCAGCAAGCAUAGUCGUAAAGCGCACUGUAGUGCCCGGAGCGCGGCCUCUCCAAUUCCACAGAGUUGGUCUCGCAGCCUGUAGGGGCCGUGAAUACCAAGACAACAUGAACGUGGCUAUGCGUAAUGCUAGGCCUGCCGCGCCCGCUCGGGCGUCGUGCGGCAGGCGUGCAGUUGUUGUGAAGGCUGUAUCCACGCCCGAGAAGGCUGGCACGGUCAACGUGGCCCGCAAUGAGAACUUCGGCAAGCUGCGUGCUGGCUAUCUCUUCCCUGAGAUCGCUCGCCGGCGUAAGGCCCACCAGGAGAAGAACCCAGAUGCCAAGAUCAUCUCGCUGGGUAUCGGUGACACGACGGAGCCGCUGCCGCCGUACAUCGCCAACGCCAUGGCGCAGGCCGCGGCGGGACUGGCCACCCGGGAGGGGUACAGCGGAUACGGCGCGGAGCAGGGCCAGGGCGCUCUUCGUGAGGCCGUUGCAUCCACCUUCUACUCUGGCCUUCGUACGGCAGAUGAGAUCUUCAUCUCGGAUGGAUCCAAGUGUGACAUUGCUCGCAUUCAAAUGAUGUUUGGAUCCAAGCCCACGGUUGCCGUACAGGAUCCCUCCUACCCCGUGUACGUGGACACGAGUGUGAUGAUGGGCAUGACGGGCGACCACAACGGCACCGGCUUCGACGGCAUCGAGUACAUGGUGUGCAACCCGGACAACUCGUUCUUCCCGGACCUGUCCAAGGCCAAGCGCACCGACAUCAUCUUCUUCUGCUCGCCCAACAACCCCACCGGCGCCGCCGCCACCCGCGCCCAGCUCACCGAGCUAGUCGCCUUUGCGAAGCGGAACGGAUCCAUCCUGGUGUACGACGCGGCGUAUGCGCUGUACAUCAGCAACCCCGACUGCCCCAAGACGAUCUACGAGAUCCCUGGUGCCGAGGAGGUGGCUCUGGAGACGUGCUCCUUCUCCAAGUACGCGGGCUUCACGGGCGUGCGGCUGGGCUGGACGGUGGUGCCCAAGGCGCUCAAGUACGCUGACGGCACCCCGGUGCACACCGACUGGAACCGCGUCAUGACCACCUGCUUUAACGGGGCAUCCAACAUCGUGCAGGCCGGCGGUCUCGCCUGCCUGCAGCCGGAGGGGCUCAAGGAGAUGAAGGCCAUGAUUGAGUUCUACAAGGAGAACGCGCGCAUCCUCAAGGCGACCUUCCUCGAAAUGGGUUUCAAGGUGUACGGCGGAGACGAUGCACCAUACAUCUGGGUGGGCUUCCCAGGCAAGCCCUCAUGGGACGUGUUCGCUGAAAUCCUGGAGCGCUGCAACAUCGUCACCACCCCCGGCAGCGGCUUCGGGCCGGCGGGCGAGGGCUUUGUGCGCGCCUCGGCGUUUGGCAGCCGGGAGAACAUCCUGGAGGCGGUACGGCGGUUCAAGGAGGCGUACGGCACCCGGAACUGAGUGUUGUACGACAGCUUUGGUGUACGGCAUGGCUAGUAGGCUAGCUACCUGAACCUCAUGUACGACGGCAUGUCGGCAGCUCGUUGACUAUAGAAAGGAGUACAUAUCCGGAAUCCGGGCUUACCUGUGUAUGCGUACGUCGUACUUAUAGGGUACUGCUGCUGCGGCUGGUCCGGGUGUGUAUAGCGCGCGUGCUGCUGGAGGGGCUAGCUGAUAGCUGCUGCAGCAACUAGAUGCGAGUUAGAUGAGAGGGCAGAAGGAUUGGAGGGACUUUCUGCCUGUAAGGCCGGGAAGUCAUGAGAACGGGGUAACAGGUGCUGUGGUUAUAUGGUUGGAUGGGGCAGUGGAGUUGCCUGGUGCGACGUGGCGCUCUUUUGGUUCCACCUGCCAGAGGCGAGGUUAUCCCUGCUUGGCAUACAAUGGUGCCUCGUUCUCUCCUCCAUCUCGCCAUUUUUCCUUCGCACUGCAGCCUGUGCAUCUGCCCAUGACUAGACCAUGUUACCUGUCUGGUGGAACUGAUCUACCUAUUCCAGGCACGCCAGGCACGUAGGAAGGGUAUUUGAGACACCGAACUGCUGCCUAGAGCGGAGGGAGGGAUGAGGAGACGUGGCGGGGCGGCGGAAGCGGCGUUUUGCGAGGAGCGGCGGCUAGAUACGUAGUAAGAGGAGGUGCGAGCAGCCUGUGGUUGGGUGGUAUCGCCCCGGGGAUUGUGGGCAGUAAGGAGGGGGCUUUUGGCUUGGUUGCUAUUGCUAUGCCGGGUGGUGUAUGAAGGUUGCUGCGAGGGCCUUUGAGGAGUGCGUGGCUAGCGGUAGGUGAUUCUGGUUUAUCGGGCUUGUGCUGGUAAUGCUCAAGGUAUUUUCGAGCAGGGACAUUACGACGCUGCCAGCCUGCGACCACUUCGUGUUCCCUCUAAUUACCUAGCGUGCG